UACUGUGAGAGCUGUGAUUGGUCACAGCUUGUCACAUGGUACAAGGCUGUUGUGAAUGGCCCUGUACCAUGUGACCUCUGUAAUCAUUCACGGAUUUCACUAGUAGUAAGCAAUGAUGUCAGAAGUGACAUCUUGCUUACUAAUAUUCAUAUGAAGUAUGCUUAGUAUCCCAAGUCUGCGCCGUCAUUCGCUGCCUCGGCUGUCAAUCACCGGUUCCCAGCCGGUGAUUACUUGCUGGCACUCGGUGAUCACUGAGUAUUACCGACGGGGGAGAGACCUGUGUAUAAACAACACAGAUCUCUCCCCUGUCAGCUCCUGCACACUGCUUUGU
Molecule: messenger RNA, 331 nt
Organism: Staurois parvus
Lineage: Eukaryota; Metazoa; Chordata; Amphibia; Anura; Ranidae
Source: the annotation of a GenBank genome assembly